Molecule: messenger RNA, 951 nt
Organism: Ornithorhynchus anatinus (platypus)
Lineage: Eukaryota; Metazoa; Chordata; Mammalia; Monotremata; Ornithorhynchidae
Product: olfactory receptor 52D1-like
Exons: 1
Coding region: 1-951 (316 amino acids)
Biological process (GO): G protein-coupled receptor signaling pathway
Cellular component (GO): membrane
Molecular function (GO): olfactory receptor activity; G protein-coupled receptor activity
Source: RefSeq, a predicted model, not a curated record
AUGUCCCUUUCCAAUAGCAGUGAUGCCCUUCUGGAUACAUUCUUCCUGUUAGGCAUCCCUGGGCUAGAAGCUGUGCACAUCUGGAUCUCCAUCCCAUUCUGCUCCAUGUACUUUUUUGCCCUGCUUGGGAACUCUGCCCUCAUUGUCAUCAUCACCACUGAGCGCAGCCUCCACAAGCCCAUGUACAUCUUCCUCUCUGUGCUCUCUGCUACUGAUCUCGCCCUCAGCUCCACCACGGUGCCCAAGAUGCUUCAGAUCCUGUGGUUUGGGGCCAGGAGCAUCUCCUUCAGCGGCUGCCUGACCCAGAUGUUCUUCGUCCACAGCGUCUUUGCCCUGGAGUCCUUCAUCCUCCUGGCCAUGGCCUUUGACCGCUACAUGGCCAUCUGCCACCCGCUGCGUUAUGCUUCGGUCCUGACGCCCCAGGCCAUUGGGAAGACCGGCAUCAUGGGCAUCGUCCGCAGCAUGGCCGUUGUGUCCCCAUUCAUCUUCCUUCUCAAGCGGCUGCCAUACUGUGGCCACCGCCUCAUCCCCCACACAUACUGUGAGCACAUGGGCAUAGCCAGGCUGGCCUGCAGCGACAUCACUGUGAACGUCGUGUAUGGCCUGACCGUUGCCCUCCUCGCCAUGGGGCUGGACGCUGUGCUCAUCGCUGCGUCAUAUGUGCUGAUCCUCUGCACUGUCUUCAAACUCCCCUCCCACAAGGCCCGGCGUAAAGCCCUCAACACCUACGGCUCCCACCUCUGCGUCAUCCUCAUCUUUUACAUCCCAGCCUUCUUCUCCUUCCUGACCCACCGCUUCGGGCGCCAUAUCCCUCACCACGUCCACAUUUUCCUGGCCAACCUUUAUGUGCUGGUCCCGCCUAUGCUGAACCCCACCGUCUAUGGGGUGAACACCAAGGAGAUACGUAAGCAGGUUCUGAAGAUAUUUCUCCUUAGGAGGGGAGAGUUCUAA